UCUUGAUUACUACGAAGCUAGAUAUCGCGGUGUGCUGUGCCUGGUGGUUUGUUUUGAUUACAUUCAACAGAUCCUUCCUUUGUUUUUGCGUGGAUCAUCGGAUACAGCAGUAAAAGUAAGCUGCAGGAAUCCCCCAAAAUGGGCUGCUCAACAACCGUGGUUAAAUAUUUGGUGUUUUUCUUCAAUGUUAUAUUUGCCAUUUCUGGUGCAUCACUAGUAGCAAUUGGCGUGCUGCUCAAGAUGAAGAACACCGACAUACAGAAUUUCAUUCCGGAUAAGUACCACUUGGGUUUACCACCACUCCUCCUCAUCGUUAUAGGAGCAGUUAUAUUCAUUACCGCCUCUUUUGGAUGCUGUGGAGCCAUAAAAGAAAACACAUGCAUGUUAACUACGUUUGCAAUAAUCCUUCUCACCCUUCUGAUAAUACAAGUAGCAAUUGGAGCAUUCGCUUUCUUGUUGGUUGGAGAUACCCAAGAUCUUCGUGAGUCUGUUAGACAAGUCGUUAAAAAUUCGUUCGAUGAUUACAACAACACCAAACUUGUCAAGGACGAAUUCGACUUCCUUCAAACCUUU
Leptinotarsa decemlineata (Colorado potato beetle) is the source of this 573-nucleotide messenger RNA. RefSeq lists its product as uncharacterized. The record is from RefSeq and is a predicted model, not a curated record. Lineage: Eukaryota; Metazoa; Arthropoda; Insecta; Coleoptera; Chrysomelidae. Gene Ontology annotation, cellular component: plasma membrane.